ACUUGUCCUUAUGUGGAUGGGAGCCAGAAAACCUUGAGAACUUGGAACCAAGCAGUGGUUUCUUCCUCGACGUGGACAUGGCACAAGAGAAAAUGAAACUAGACUCGGAGCUGCUGCCGAGUUCAACUACCACAGAUGACAUGCUGAGAAGAUCCAGCAGCGCCCCUUUGAUCAAUGGGCUUGGUGAUAACUCACAGGUGUUCCAAGCUGACACGUUAACAACUCCAAGAAAUAACACAACGUUUAUGGCACAACAUUGUCUGGUCAGUGUGAAGCCAUUGAAGAAUUCUGAGUCUGUGAUUGACAUGACCAGAUUUGAAUCUUUAAAAGAUUACCCUGGCUACAGAGUGUUUUUGCCACCCUCUCCUAUCCCCAUCCGUGCUUCCUAUGGUCGCCUUCAUCAAAUCAAACAGGAAGAAGGCAUGAAUUUAGUAACUAGAGAAGCAAUGCAUGAAUGGGAGGUACAAACCGCAAUACGGAUAAGUCGGUCUUGGGAAGAAAGUUUGAACCUGAGUGACAAUGAUUUAGAGAAACCGUCUUCAAAGCGCAUCGAUUUAAUUCCAGUGUCCCCAGCAGCUCCUCCCACCAGGGGGAUUGGGAAGCAAUGUUUUCCUCCAUCGUUACAAACUUGCGUGAGUUGCACCACUAUGCCUCCAAGCCCUUUUCCCAGUCCUACGCGACAAUUUACAAUAAGAAGUCAAAACCCCACCAACAUUAUUAGACCAAGUAUCUGUGGACCAUUAAAAAGAAAAGGUGAAAUGACAUUUGAAGAUCAGCCAAAGAAACUUUUCCAAGGCACAACCAACAUGCUUUCUUCUGAUACUACUCAACAGUCUGAUAUGAAUGUGUGGUGAGUAUUAACAUGAGGUUUUAAACAUU
Messenger RNA from Neomonachus schauinslandi (Hawaiian monk seal), 879 nucleotides. RefSeq names its product PABIR family member 3 (gene PABIR3). The transcript has 10 exons. Gene Ontology annotation, molecular function: protein serine/threonine phosphatase inhibitor activity. Lineage: Eukaryota; Metazoa; Chordata; Mammalia; Carnivora; Phocidae. Gene Ontology annotation, cellular component: nucleus; cytoplasm. The record is from RefSeq and is a predicted model, not a curated record. Bases 78 to 854 code for a protein of 258 amino acids. Gene Ontology annotation, biological process: mitotic G2/M transition checkpoint.